Dothidotthia symphoricarpi CBS 119687 is the source of this 2280-nucleotide messenger RNA. RefSeq names its product kelch repeats protein-like protein. Gene Ontology annotation, molecular function: protein binding. Bases 226 to 2280 code for a protein of 684 amino acids. NCBI's taxonomy places the organism in Eukaryota, Fungi, Ascomycota, Dothideomycetes, Pleosporales, Dothidotthiaceae. The transcript has a single exon. The record is from RefSeq and is a predicted model, not a curated record.
CAUCAUCUUCUCACUUUGAUAUUUUUCGUUUCUUGAGAACGUUAGAGUGUCUUCGCGGUCAGGUUUCGCGUCCAAAACUAAACCGCAUAACUCAGACUGGGUGUCUUGAGAUUGAAAAAAUCCGAGCAACCGAGGGGCAACUUGCAAAGUAUUUUGGCGCAAUUCGAUAUCAGGAAAGAGUAGUGCAUUGAGCUAUUUGGAAGGAUCUUUCCCGAAGCAAAACACAUGGCAAAAGACAAGAAGAAGGCCGUGGGCAACAAGGCCGCCGUUAAAGCAGCCAAGGCCGCAAAGCAAGAGAAGAAAGCAGGCAAAAAGGACAAGAAAGUAGCAUCCAAGACCCAGGAUGUCGAUUCAGACACCGAAUCCGUCGACCUCGAUGCCGUAUUGGCACAGUACGCAAAAGAGCAAGAGCAAUUCCUAGCCAUAACAGAAGUACCGAGCGAACCCCCAUCAGCCAGAGCCUCAGGAACCAUCAUCGCGAACCCAGCAAGCGAGAACGAAUUGUUUCUCUUCGGGGGGGAGUACUUCAACGGCGCUACUGCCAAGUUCUUCAACGAUCUGCACGUCUACAAUGUCAAGCAGGAGUCGUGGAAGAAGGUCACGAGUCCUAACUCGCCGCUGCCGCGGUCGGGCCAUGCUUGGUGCAGGGCGGCGAAUACGAAGGAUAUCUACCUGUUUGGGGGGGAGUUCAGCUCUCCGAAGCAGGGCACGUUUUACCACUACAAUGACUUUUGGCGUCUGGAUCCGACGAAUAGGGAGUGGACGCGCGUGGAAGGGAAGAGCAAGGCACCUGGUCCUCCGGCGCGCAGUGGACAUCGCAUGGUGGGAUUUAAGCAGUACAUCAUCCUGUUCGGAGGGUUCCAGGAUACAUCCGUGACGACAAAGUACCUCAACGACAUCUGGAUAUACGACUGUGUCAACUUUGCAUGGCACACGCCGAAACUGCAGGCCGCACGAGCCGUCCCAGACCCGCGGUCGAGCUUCACGCUUCUACCCCAUGAGCAAGGCGCUGUUAUCUUCGGCGGGUACUCUCGCAUCAAGGCCGUGGUUGGAGGUAAACAGCAACAGCAGCAACAAGGCAAGGGCAAGAAGGGCGGAGGUGGCGGCCCAGCUUCCCGCAUGGUCCUCAAGCCAAAAGUCCACGACGAUACGUGGUUUUUGCGCCUCACACCCCCUCCUUCGGAUCAGCCUUCUACAACACUCCCAAUCGUGUCGUGGGAGAAGCGCAAGAAACCCGCCAACGCACCGAAUCCACCACGCGCCGGCGCCACAAUGGCGUACCACAAGGGCCGCGGCGUACUAUUCGGCGGCGUGCACGACGUCGAAGAAAGCGAGGAAGGUAUUGACUCUGAAUUCUUCAACCAGAUGUUCGUGUGGAACGUAGAGCGAAACAGAUACAUGCCACUUAUCCUGCGCCGGCCAAAGACCAACGCAAACAAGAAAGCCGCACAGCAAGCUAACAUCAACCGCCGCGACCGCGGGAAAGCAGCAGAGGAAGAGCUGCUGGCCAACCUGAAAGCGCUGGAGAUGAAGGCCGGCGUCGCCGACUCGGACGAUGAGGAGGACGCGAAGAAGGAAGACGAGGAGGAGGAAAUCGAACGUCCGGAGAAGCCUCGCGUCUACGAGUUUCCCCACCCGCGCUUCAAUGCCGCGCUUACGGUGCAGGGCGACACGCUGUACAUCUACGGCGGCACGUUUGAAAAGGGCGAUCGCGAAUUCACUUUCGACGAGCUGUGGUCCGUAAACCUCAACCACCUCGACGGCGUGACGGAGAUCUUCCGCCGCGAGCUAGACGACUGGCAGGGCAGCGACGACGAAGCAGAUUCAGACGACGAGGAGUACUCGGACUCAGACGACGACGACGGCGUCGAAGAAGAAGACGACACCAGCAUCUCCACAGCGCCCACCAGCGCCACCGACUCGCCCCUCGUGCACGCCGCAAAAGACGAGGACCUGGGCACCACGGAGGAAAUUUCCGCCCUCACAGAUACCCUGCCGCACCCGCGCCCGUUCGAAACGCUGCGCGACUUUUACGCGCGCACGUCGGAGCAGUGGCAGAACCUCACGAUCGAGGAGCUGGGCAGGAGCGGUAGGGGCGCGGACAGGUCGCCCAAGGAGAUCAAGAAACUGGCGUUUGGACAGGCGGAGGACAAGUGGUGGGAUUGCAGGGAGGAGAUUCGCGCGUUGGAGGAUGAGCAGGAGGCGGCGGGGAUUGGGGAGGUGGUUAGUUUGGCGGAUAAGGAGGGUGGGAGUGGGACGGGGGUGGGGAGGAGGAGGUAA